ACGCACCGACUCCAAGCGCAACUGUACGCACCGACAGCAAGAGGAACAGAGAGAGAGAGAGACUGAGCUUUAUUAGAGGAGGUUGUAGUUCUUCUGACCCACUCACUCACAGCUUUAACAGAAUGAUGCUGCAGCACUCAGGUCCCUCGCUGGCUGACAUCAGCUGCUCCGCCCUGGUGCCCUGCCUCUCCCCGCCGGGCACACUCACCCUGGACGACUUCACUGACUUCACACCCAUAGUGAAAGAGGAGCUGCGGCUGGCCAUCCAGUCCAAGCGCCUGUCCAACGGGCUCAGCGUCGACAUGAGCUCCGACGGUGCCAGCUCCAGCUCGGACCGAGCCUCGGAGCACCUCGCCUGUGGAUCCGGAGUCAAGAGAGAGGCGACACCUCAGGAACACGAGAGGAGGAAAAGGAGGAGGGAGAGGAACAAAAUUGCUGCUGCCAAGUGCCGCAACAAGAAGAAGGAGAAGACAGAGUGUCUGCAAAAGGAGUCAGAGAAACUGGAGACUGUCAAUGCUGACCUGAAGGCUCAGAUUGAGGAGCUGAAGCAGCAGAAGCAGCAGCUGGUCUAUAUGCUCAACCUACACCGGCCCACCUGCAUCGUCCGAGCCCAAAACGGCCAAACGCCUGAGGACGAGAGAAACCUCUUCAUCCAGCACAUCAAGGACAGCACCUUACAACUCCACAACAUCACCUCCUCCACUGCCACCACCACCUCCACCUCCUUUUCCACAUCCAUCUCCACAGUAGCAGACGGAGGAUUUCUGUCCCUCGAUCACAUUCAGUGUCCCAGUCACCUAUGAGCAAUCAGGUGUUUUCCCCCUUUUCUAAGACUUGCUUCCACCUGCUGCCAUUAAUGUAGCACAUCCAGUGGUGGCAGGUGGAGCCGUUACAGACUUAUGACCUGAGAAUGACGUGACGUACAAUAAAUGCCACCUUUGGAUGACUCCUCGGUCCUGUUCGCCGUCCACAAAGCUGCUAGAGAGAGUGUUGCAUAAAAUGACCUCAAUGCCUCCCGCUCCCUGAAACCUUUGCUGCUGAUUGGGCAGGAAGUGACAUACCAUGGACAUCACCUUGACAUGCAUUGUGUAUUUUUUUUUUUAAGCAUUACAGACAGUCAGGGCCAAGGACAGAUGCUAAAGCACUAAAAGACAAAACAAAACAUCAUUUUUUAUUUACUGGUAUUUUGAAUAGAUGAGAGUCUGAUUUAGUGUCUGAUUUUUGUACCAUAGCGGGAUUUCAAGGUGAUAAAGGCACAUAAUUUAACGGUUCACCCACAAAGAAAGUAGACACAGAUUGACCGUGUGAGUGUGUUUGAGCUGCAAGUCACUGACUUAAAACAAGACAUUGUUGUUUGUGCUUAGUGUAUGAGAAAUAGUAUAUUUAUUAAGUAACUACUGUAUGAUGUGUUAUUGCCGUAUCAACCCUGUCUGCUUGUCCUUUAUCCAAUAUGAACUACUAAAUUUGCUGCUACUACUAACCACUCAGGACCUAACUGUAGAAGUUGAUUUUUUUUUUUUGCCCCAUUUAAGAGCUAACCUCUCAAAAAGUGUGAAUACAAGUGUGAGGUUGUUUGCUAUCAGUCAGGGUAGGAGUAGCAGUCACAAAAGGGAAAUGAACUUUGCAGGCAGGGUUUAUAAUUCUGCACUUAAUGAGAAAAGCAUAGUAAAAAUUAUAAUCGUAUAUGCAGAUGAUAUCUUACUUUUCUUAAUCAUUUGAAAUGAAUUGGUGAGCAAAGUUGUCCCAAAAAAUGUAAUACUGUACAUAAUGUCACAAGUACACUUUAUUUAUCACUGCGUUCCCUCUUAAGUUAAACAGAACUAGUGUUGCUUUUUACAUCUUCUGUGACGAUGGAGCUUCACAAGUACAAGUGUUAUUUUUCAGACAUGUUGUUUUCUACCUAAAAUCUUGUAUAUUGUAUUGACUGCGCAUUCACUCUGUACUGUGCUACUGUAUGUAAACACCGGAUGCCUCUUUUGGUCUUGACAGAGCAAAACAAAAAAGAUUAUUUUUUAAAAUGUAUUUUAUUAAUAACAUUUGGUUUGGAAGUUGUGUUCACUAGAUAUCAUUAGCUAGGUAUCGGAAGUGUUGUAUCAGCUUUCGGCUGGUCCUUUAACACGCUUGACUCUGAAGUUAUGCAGGAUGAUGUAAUAUUAUACUGUGUGUUAUGAGCUUUAUCACUUCAAAUUACUGCCAAAUAUGUUUCCCUCCUUUUACUCCCGUUUCCUUGCUGGCCCGUUUGCUUUAGAGUGAAAUGUGGUUUAUUGCGCAAGCAGAAACUGAAGGGGGACACCAUAGAAUCAAUCCAUAGUGUUCAUCAGUAGCAAUGCAUCUGCAAGGAAGACCCUGAAACCAUCAAUCAUUGCAAUUCACUGUAUAGCUAACACAUCAAAAGGGAAACUCUAAUAGAUAAUAUAUAUAAUUUAAGUAAGUGGCAACACUUCACCAAGCAGACAUCUUUGCAUACAUUUUUUUAAACUGUUCAUAACAGAAGAGUAAUAAUUUAUGAACAAACAGCACAUUACUGUAUAUCCAUUCACGGUGAGGACUGAAGUUUUAUAUUUUAUGUUUGCAUGGUAGAAAUUUAAGAGUAGAAGGUUUAUAUUGUUUAUCGUCUGUAAGGAAAAAAAACAUGUGAGAGUCACACAGUUAAAGGGACGCAGGCGUCUGCGUGUGUUCAUAGCGUGUGUGUUGUUUUUGUGGUUGAAGUUGUUUAUUGUCUCGUCAUGGCUAGAUAGCUAAUAGGCACUGAGCUCGAUGCAUAUAUGUAUUCUAUGUAUUCUAUUGUGCCUACUUCUACUGGAGGCUGUUUUUUGGCUGUUUUUUCGGCUCAACUGUGGAGCAUCAUAGCCUAACUGAAUAAUCUGUAGGCUGUCAGGUACAACUGCACUGCUACUACCAAUGUGUACUUCCAUCUCUGUGAUCUGUCAACUUUUGUUUUUGAUACUUUGUUAAUUAAAAAUGUGUAUUGCAAAUGA
Molecule: messenger RNA, 2978 nt
Organism: Morone saxatilis (striped sea-bass)
Lineage: Eukaryota; Metazoa; Chordata; Actinopteri; Moronidae
Gene: atf3
Product: activating transcription factor 3
Exons: 4
Coding region: 123-803 (226 amino acids)
Biological process (GO): regulation of transcription by RNA polymerase II
Cellular component (GO): nucleus
Molecular function (GO): RNA polymerase II cis-regulatory region sequence-specific DNA binding; DNA-binding transcription factor activity, RNA polymerase II-specific
Source: RefSeq, a predicted model, not a curated record